This is a messenger RNA of Rhizopus microsporus ATCC 52813, 1330 nucleotides long. RefSeq lists its product as uncharacterized. The coding region runs from base 71 to 1270 and encodes 399 amino acids. Gene Ontology annotation, cellular component: membrane. The record is from RefSeq and is a predicted model, not a curated record. Gene Ontology annotation, biological process: regulation of peptide transport; transmembrane transport. The transcript is spliced from 8 exons. Lineage: Eukaryota; Fungi; Mucoromycota; Mucoromycetes; Mucorales; Rhizopodaceae. Gene Ontology annotation, molecular function: transmembrane transporter activity.
AUUUCUUUUUAAGUCAAAGCUGUAACAACGAGAUACACCAUAGAUCCAACUUACGGAUAUUAAAGCAAUAAUGCCCGAGAUUCAAGAUCAGAAAAGACACAGGUACAAGAUUGGGACCUUGGCAUUAUCAGCUGUCAUACUCAUUUGGGUGUCUUCUUCAUUUGUUAUGAAUAACAUGUUUGCAAAUCUCAAAUACAACAAACCGUUCAUGAUCACUUAUAUUAAUACAGCAACUUUUUCUUUAUAUCUCUUGCCCUAUUUAUUCAAUUUAAGAAACAAUAAUUCAAAAGCAUCAACAUUUGCACAACACGCAGCAACAGCAGAGACUGAAAUCAGACUACUUGGCAAUGAGGAUUUGGACAACGAUGCUCCUGAUACUAUGUACGAAAUAGAAAAUGAACCUUCCAAACUUAGUACAGCAGAAACCAUCAGAUUGGCCUUAACAUUUUGUCUUUUGUGGUUUAUGGCAAACUAUACAACAAAUGCUAGCUUGGCUUAUACUAGCGUGACCAGUAGCACGAUUUUAUCCUCCAUGUCAGGCUUGUGUACAUUGGCCAUAGGAGCACUAGUCGGGGUAGAGCCGUUCAGUUUGAUCAAGAUGCUUGCAGUUUGCACAAGUUUUAUUGGUGUCAUCAUUGUUACAUACUCAGAUCAGUCAGGAUCAGAGGAUACUCCAAUGCCUCCAAGUGCACAUUUGAUAGGUGAUUUAUUGGCCUUAAGCGGUGCCAUAUUUUAUGGAUGUUAUACUACCUUGUUGAAACUAAAGAUUGGCGAUGAAUCUCGGAUCAAUAUGCCUUUAUUUUUUGGAUUUGUUGGAAUAUUCAACUUGCUAUUACUCUGGCCAUUUUUCUUCAUUUUAAACUAUUUUGAACUAGAAAAGUUUGAACUACCCUUUUCAGCAUCAAUUUGGAUCAUGAUUUUCUUGAACGCGUUUGUAGGAACUUUUAUGUCAGACUACUUAUGGUUACUGGCUAUGCUUAUGACAUCUCCUUUGGUUGUUACCUUAGGCGUGUCAUUAACAAUACCUUUGGCUGUAGCAGGUGAUGCUGUCUUUACGCAUGUUGUUCCUGGACUAGAAUAUGCACUUGGUGCUAUCCUUGUUAUAGCUGGCUUCUUUGUAGUAAACAUGGCCACACUAAAGAAUGACCGGCACUUCAGGCAGGCAAAUGAUCAGCAAUCAAAUGAAAAUGAAGCAAGCCCAACGCAAGCAUUGCAUACAAGCAGCAGAUUAGCAAGCAAUGAUGGGCCUCGGGGAGGUCUGUACAAAUAGAACAUAUGCUGUUUGCUCUAGAGUUCAGUAUUAAUAAACCAUAUGUUUGCAAAACCAGAA